This is a messenger RNA of Cylas formicarius (sweet potato weevil), 4639 nucleotides long. RefSeq names its product rap1 GTPase-activating protein 1 (gene RapGAP1). The transcript has 14 exons. Gene Ontology annotation, cellular component: cytoplasm. Bases 135 to 2807 code for a protein of 890 amino acids. Gene Ontology annotation, biological process: activation of GTPase activity; regulation of small GTPase mediated signal transduction. Gene Ontology annotation, molecular function: GTPase activator activity. The record is from RefSeq and is a predicted model, not a curated record. NCBI's taxonomy places the organism in Eukaryota, Metazoa, Arthropoda, Insecta, Coleoptera, Brentidae.
UUAAUUGAUUCAACCGACAACUUCAAAACAGUUUUCCGUGCGAAAUUUCAUAAUAAACCCCCAAUUUGAUCCCGCUUAAUAUUCCGGUAUCAAAGGCAGUAAAGGAACGUAACAGAUAAGAAAAUCAAGACUCUAUGGACGAGCCACGAAGUCUAGAAACUCAAGAACUUCUAGACGAAUCGAAAAGGCAGACACGUCCUUUCCAUUUGAGACUUCGAAGGAUGUGGAGUUCCGGAAGUUCCAGGUACAGUUCGUGUCCGAAUUCUCCUAGUCCUUUAACGCCCCCAAAAAGUUCUUCGUCAACAUCGAGCGGGUUCAGUAGUUAUUUAUUUGACGAAGAAGCUAUCAACAAAGUGAAGAGAUUUGGAUCUCUAUCAGACAGCUUAAGUCCAUGUUCGCUUGAUAGUCCCCUGUGUAUUACGGAAAAGAAACGGAAAAAAACUAAAUCUGAACUAAGAUUUUUUGGUCGUAGUUCAAGUCCUCAAUCUCCCAAGAGUCCCUUGUCCUCUACAGAGAAACAAGCAAAUGAGGACAAAUUAAAUACCAGGAGGCAACAUCAAAGCACAGCCACCAACUCGGGCAACACCACUUGGCACGGGAGUCCCUUAGGCGGUGGUGGCACGACCGUAGAGUCGCAAGAUGAUCAGCAUGUCCUCAAACCAACACCGGAUCGACUCAAAGGCACCACGUGCGAUCUGUUUGAGUUGCUGGAGAAGGCCCAGCGAUCCAGGUUAGAUGACCAGAGAUGCGUCAUGCCUUCGACAUUUAACCAGCCGCCGCCAACGCAACGCCAGUUUAGUUCAAGCGCUCUUCUCGACAAAAACCAGCACCAGCAAGAACCGAAAGAUGACCUUCGAUUGUCCUACAACAACAACAUUAAAAUAUCCCCAACGAUAAAUACUCAGCCGCCAGGUGGCGCGACACCACCGUCGUCACCACAGCAGCCGGCCCAAUCGAGACGCUUGCUUCAAGAGACUCUUGGACGGGGAAGUCCCUAUCCCAUGAUAGCUGGACCUCCCAAGGGUUACUGGGUGGACGGAACGGAUCACGAUGAGCAAUUUGAUCACAGAGGGGUGCCGGUAGUUCCGCACCAGAGUUGGAGAGCGAAGAUUGAGACUGACGAUACCGGGAAGUGUUACAGGCGAUUUUUUGUUGGAAGGGAACAUUCUAACCUGAUCGGCACCGACGAAAACCUAGGCCCAGUAUUGCUAUCUUUCAAAACUGAAAACGUGGCUCAACAGGAACACACGAGGAUCCUGCUCAGAUUGAGGCCCGGUACCAAGCACGAAAUCGUACCAUCGGCGUACCUUGGCCCAAAUCCAGGACCAGCAAGGAUGGCCAAGCUACUCAACGACGAACUAAACGUUGAAAAUUUCAUACCCGUGCUGCAUCCCAGGUCGUCCCAACUGAUAGCACAAUACGACGAACAUGUUCUAGUAACCAAUUUCAAGUUCGGCGUGCUGUAUCAACAAUUCGGCCAGACAACGGAGGAGGAAUUGUUUUGCAACAGGGUCACGAGUCCGGCAUUUGAUGAUUUUUUGAGCCUAUUGGGUCAGAGGAUACAGCUCAAGGACCACAAAGGUUACAGGGGCGGGUUGGACAUUCAAAACGGACACACGGGAGAUACUGCCGUCUACGAGGUGUUUAAAGAACGAGAAAUCAUGUUUCACGUAUCGACACUGCUGCCGUACAGAGACAACGAUCCCCAACAGCUUCAGAGAAAGCGGCACAUAGGCAACGACAUAGUGGCGAUAAUUUUUCAAGAGGAAAAUACCCCGUUCUCGCCCGACAUGAUCGCGUCUCAUUUUCUCCACGCCUUCAUUGUUGUCCAAGUCAUAGAUCCGAAUACUUCGAACACUAGGUACAAAGUAAGUGUGACAGCGCGUGACGAUGUGCCCUUCUUUGGACCGACUCUUCCCACUCCUGCUAUAUUUCAUCACGGUGUCGAAUUUAAGGAGUUUUUGUUGACAAAGUUGGUGAACGCAGAAAACGCCUGUUACAAAGCAGAAAAGUUCGCUAAACUGGAGCUGAGAACCAGGACGUCCCUUUUGCAGACACUCACAGAUGAGCUCAAGGAAAAAACUGCAGAGUUUCUUGGAAGCAGCGCUACAAUAAUUCCUGGAACGCCCAAAGGUGACUCCGGCCCCGGCUCCCGCUUCAUCGACACGGUGAAGAAAGCAUGGAGCGCAGCCAAAGUUAAAUCAAGUCAGAGCGACAACAAUCUUGCACCAAACAAUCACGACAAAUUAUCGAAAAAGGCCAGUCAACCGACCAUAUCCGAGUCAACGCCAUCGAGUGGACGAUCUAUUUCUAAAUCAUCGAUUGUGUCCAAUGGCAAGAAAACCAGUAGUGUGGGAUCUGGUACAGGUAGCGGUAGGUCGUCGACGGCUUCGUCGCCAGAUCUCACGGCCCACGCACCUCCUUCAGGUUCCCAUCAGCCAGCACUUAGCGAAGCCAGCGACGACUCGUCUCUUACUUCGGAGGAUUUGGAGCAUCUCGCAGGAGGUUAUGUCGACAGCGACACUGGUCUCGAAUCGAUGUCUUCAGCUGAAACAGCCGCCAAGGCUUGCAGCGUCUGCCAAGACAGGCCCGGUAGCGAAACACCCGGAGGACGGGCAGAAACUGGACAAGACGCUUUGGUUCAAGAAGUAACCAGGUUAAAGUGCGACAAAUUAGAUUUGCUCAGGCAGAAUGUGAGUUGCCAGAGGGAUAUUAAGAGGCUGCGGGAGAAGGAGCUGAUUCUACAGGGUGAGCUGGCCCAGGCACACAAAGAGAUCAUGAGAUUGAGGGAGCUUCUCAAAGAUUAACACGGAAGCGCUGUAGGAAACGUAAUUAGAUCUCGGAUUUUGUAUCAGCAUUAAGACGCGAUGGAUUAAAGAGAUUUGGGCGUUUUCUCGACCUAAGGAAAAAGUAUCUGCAUCGGAUGAUUCGUAUUAUUUCUACGUUUGAAAGAAUUAUUUUUCAGGUACUGUCUAGCCAUUGGUAUUUAAAUUUCAUUUCAAACGGUCCUGCAAUGUCUAGGUAUAUGUCCAAACGUUAAAAAUUUGGGCACCGCCUUAAGUGCUCCAAAAUAAUCGCCCAAUGAGGUUUCUUGACAGGUUGCACACUUCUGAAAAUAAGAAAUUUAAAACUUUCGUCGAUUUUCAGAUUGGGUCAUUAUCAAUGCAGUGGUUAUGUUAAAGAUUUGGCGAACCUAGUUAGUUCACUAUUUAAUCCUGUGUUUACGUUGAAUUCUAAUUGACAGUUAAUUUCGAGUUAGGCAUAUACAAAAAAGGGCCUGAAAUCUUUAAUGGAAAUUUCUAAACCGCACAUGGUCUCCUUCAACGUUGCCCAGUGGUAGUCAAACCUUCAGCAUAAUUUCGAUAUUUUUUUUGUGCUCUUUAAAUUCGGUGUUUUAAAAAUUUCAGAAUAAAAAAUCCCGUAUUCAAUUCAAGAAAACGUUUCGAGUUAUAACGCAUACAAUGCGACGAUACCACUGAAGUAAAUACAGUUUUUAUUUUCAAGGGUUCAGCUACGAUAUGCAAGACAUCUAUCGCAUUGUUCCAAAGUCUUGUAAAUCUUUUUUUUUUCAAUUAGGGCAAGUGAUUCGUUUCGAAGGAUCGAUAAAGAUCGAGAUUUCAGUAUUUAUAAUCAGCACGGGAUACUUCUUCCACUUUAGCACAAAUACAAUCAAAUUAGAUGUAGUUAAUGGUUUUAUCCACGUCUUUAGCAAAGAAAAAUUGAUGUGUAUAAUACGAGAUGUAGAUUAAAAUAACACAUUUGUGGAAUAAGUGUCGCACGUCAGUUAUUAUGCAUCACGUUUUUCUGAAUACAACCUGUUGUGUGUUUGUGAUAUUUUCUCUUUUUUUUGUACAUUCGAAAAGGGUUAUGAAGGUGGCUUAAUUUAAUACUUCAAAAAGGGAAUGCCGGUACAAAUACGGAAAUUAAGCAACUUUCGAAAGGUCCUUUCAGUUAAUUUUCGCUACUGUUUAGAUUUAGAUAUUUAUUAAUAUAUCCUGUAUAUUAUUUAAAUUUACCACUUUACCAACCUAAUUAUACCAAAGUUAACAUUCCCCAAAAAUUCUGUUUCAGAAAGUCUAUUUACUAAGUGUAUAUAACAAAGUAUUUAUUAAAAAUGUAAGUCCUUUUGCAUUUUAAGUGGAAAAAAAUAAAGAGAAUAGCCAUUUGAGCAGAUUAUUAUCAUUUAUACUUUGUUUAUAAUAUAUUAUAAGUUUUUUUUGUACAACUGCAAUAUGUAUUACUAAAGUUUUAGUAUUAAAGAUUUAUGUUUCGUUUAGGUUAAGUUUUUUGCACUUGUAAAUAAUUUAAUUAAGUUCCGUUCUGUUCAGAAAAACGUCUUUACUCUCUAAACAAAAUAUGGCCUUCUCUACGUUAUAUGGUAGAAUUACACUAUUAUGCUUCGUUGACAUCUUGAAAAUCUUUAGAAUUAUAGGUGUACCUAUAGUUUAGAGAACGUUUCUGUAACCUAUGUACCCCUUCGAUGUAAAACGCUUUUACGUUAUACGUUGAAAAUAACUUUUGUGUAAUAUCUGAAUUUCUUUGUAUGAGUAAAUUUUUUUUGAUACAUUUUCCUUUUUUAUUUUGUUCUUUUUGUGCUUAAAUCCUAAUAAAUUACUUGCAAAGUAAUUGAUAGUGACGU